Messenger RNA from Triplophysa dalaica, 2461 nucleotides. Its product is annotated as adenosine receptor A1. The transcript is spliced from 2 exons. Gene Ontology annotation, molecular function: G protein-coupled adenosine receptor activity. Bases 497 to 1495 code for a protein of 332 amino acids. Gene Ontology annotation, biological process: G protein-coupled adenosine receptor signaling pathway. Lineage: Eukaryota; Metazoa; Chordata; Actinopteri; Cypriniformes; Nemacheilidae. Gene Ontology annotation, cellular component: membrane; synapse; dendrite. The record is from RefSeq and is a predicted model, not a curated record.
GGCUACAUUAACACACACUGUUCAUGUGGAUCACUUCUUCAGAGGGAUGCGAUGCGUUAUGGCGCUCUUUAAAAGUUAAAGCGAACGUAAACGCUCAUUGCACUUAUCGACUGACAUUUUCAUUGACUUAAUUUGUAUUCAUCCGGACGUGUAUUGAUUACAACUCGUGCACAAGUGUUGAGGCACGCGCAUACAGCUUCCGACAAACUGACAGCGUCGAUGUGCGGAGGGUCCGAAGUGACUCAUGCUGGUUCCUGUGGGCCACUAGACACGCGGACCUCACGAUGGUGAUGGUUGUCGACGAUGCAUUUCGGAGAGGGCGCGUGCAUUCUCAAAACUUAUGUGUACGUCCUGCUUAAUGCAACUUUGCCACAGACAUGUAAGGCAGAAUAAAGGGCCACUUUGGGGCGGACACGUCGUCUUUUAAAGGAUCAUACAAGACUCGUUUCACAGGAGAAUAUUUUAUCAAGCAGACCCGUUAGUAACCCGCGCAAGGAUGACUGAUGUACUGUCUGUGUACAUUGGGAUGGAGGUGCUCAUUGCGCUUUCCUCUGUCACUGGGAAUGUGAUGGUGGUCUGGGCUGUGAGGAUAAACCGAACACUACGGGACACGACCAUCUAUUUUAUCGUCAGCCUGGCUCUGGCGGACAUCGCGGUCGGGGCUCUUGUCAUUCCUCUGGCUAUAACCAUAAGCAUCGGACUGACGACUCAUUUCUACAGCUGUCUGCUCGUGGCGUGUACAGUGCUGGUACUAACGCAAAGUUCAAUACUCGCACUCCUGGCUAUUGCUAUUGACCGCUAUCUGAGGGUCAAGAUACCGAUGAGCUAUAAAAGAGUGGUGACCCCGAGGCGUGCCGGCACUGCGGUGGUGCUGUGCUGGAUGGUAGCCAUCAUAGUCGGCCUCACGCCCAUGCUAGGUUGGAACAACCUCGAGAAGCUACGCAAAGCCAACGAGACCCUUGGCACCAAUCUUCUCAUAAUCUGCAAGUUUGAGAACGUCAUCAGUAUGGAGUACAUGGUCUACUUCAACUUCUUCGGCUGGGUGCUGCCACCCCUGGUCUUCAUGUUGCUCAUCUACGCCGAGAUCUUCUACAUGAUUCACAGGCAGCUCAAUAAGAAGGUCACGGCCAACCAGAGAGACCCCACGCGAUAUUACGGAAAGGAGCUGAAGCUGGCCAAAUCCCUGGCGCUGGUGCUUUUCUUGUUCGCCGUUGGCUGGCUGCCUCUGCAUGUGCUGAACUGCAUCACUCUCUUCUGCCCGACCUGUGGCCAAUCAACACAUUUGCUCUAUAUUGCUAUCCUGCUCAGUCACGGCAACUCCGUCGUCAAUCCCAUCGUUUACGCGUUCCGAAUUGAGAAGUUCAGGAACGCUUUCGUUAAGAUCUGGAAACAGUACUUGUGCUGUGCCGAGAGGUCGCAUCUAAAGGAUCGGCCCGGCCUUCAGCGAGAUAGCAAAGAGAAAAGAGUCAAAAGACUGAGGCACAAUGACACCUGACGUAGCUUUUUAAAAACUCGUUUUAAAAAUAUUAUUUUAGACGAAGUCGUUGAUCGUCUGUUAGACGUCAGAAGACGUACGCCACUGAAAUGGAUUAGAUCGGGUUUAACGUGAAAGUGUUUCUGUGAACUGGAUCAAUGGUGCAUUGGAUGAGUUGCGCCACCAUUAAAUAAAUGAAAAGAGCCUCUUGUAGAGGAAUAGCCACACUGUUCAACUGGCAUUAACAUCUGUGGGAAAAUAUGUAUCAGUAUUUACCAUUGUGCCAUGAUUUGCACAUUUUAAAGUGGUCACCACAGAAGGGCUUUGUGCAGAAGUGUUAAAUACUGCUUUUGGUUAAACUAAGUAACUUAACCACACUUGCUGCUUAGUUUUUAAAUUGAAAGAGGGUGGUAAGAUUGUGUCGUGAGAAAAGUUUGCUGAUAAGUUCCUCUUUUAAGAAAGAAGAGAUAUGGUAGAUUUGUUUGUCCUUUGAAUUCCAUUUGUUUAUAUUCACAGCAAGCGAAAGUUGUCAAAUGUACAGAAGGGCAGCUAGGUCCAUUUGGUUUUAGACAAUACAUUGUUAGCACGAGAAACGUGACAGGGCUGUUUUUGGUAAUAUUUGAUUUCUUUGUUUUGCUAUAAAUAGUUGCUGUCAUAUAUACUACACAUAGUUGUAACACAAUAACAGCUGGCGACUUUGCGAAUACAUGUCUUUGUUUGUUUGCAUGCAGCCGUCCAUCCACGUAGCUGCAGACAUUUGCAUUUGAAGUCACGAAAAGCAGGAAGGAACUGUGAAUAAAUCUAGAUUGAAUGAUACUGCCGGAGGUCUGAUGUGUUUUUCUCCUUAAUAUUGAGGUCCAUCAUAACAUAAAUGAUGCAUAACCAGUUGAAUAGCUCAAAUGUUCAGGCCUCUUUCAAUUUUAAUAUGGGAAAUAACAUUGUGAGAUUUUUCUGAAACUGUCACACAAACUGCACUGUUACUCUUGA